Sabethes cyaneus is the source of this 1276-nucleotide messenger RNA. It is a transcript of the gene Socs44A, whose product is annotated as suppressor of cytokine signaling 6. The transcript is spliced from 2 exons. Gene Ontology annotation, cellular component: phosphatidylinositol 3-kinase complex. Lineage: Eukaryota; Metazoa; Arthropoda; Insecta; Diptera; Culicidae. Bases 59 to 1024 code for a protein of 321 amino acids. The record is from RefSeq and is a predicted model, not a curated record. Gene Ontology annotation, molecular function: 1-phosphatidylinositol-3-kinase regulator activity. Gene Ontology annotation, biological process: phosphatidylinositol phosphate biosynthetic process; intracellular signal transduction.
UACUUGAAAAUUUUACUUUAGGUAUAUUUUUAAUAAAAUAUAAAGUAAUAGAUUUUUAAUGGAAGACCAGAGUGAUAGCAUGUACCGUUUCAAAUGGUUUAUGUCAUUAUCUAGAAGACGAUCGCCAAGAAUGGAUCUAUACAAGGAAAAUAACAGUGCUGAUAAGCUAGCAAAUAAUAACAACGGAAUGUUUUUCACCCUUCGGAAGCGUUUUCAAACAAAACUUACUUCUAUUAAAGUGAAAGCAUAUGAGCCUAAAAUAGUUUCAAUCCAAAAUGAUAGCAGCAAUCCUCCAGAAAGCGAUCGAACAACAAACAAUUCAUUUGCCACCAAUAAUGACUUUGCUCGUAUCGUGAUUGAAAGGCACAGUCAAAACCCUAUCCGAUUUUCAUCUCCAGACACAGAUUCACCGGAAAGAGAAUUUUCAACAAUAUUCACAUCUACGUCGAAUACGGAUUCACCAGCUACUACAGUUUUUCGACCUGAAUUAAAUGUUGAAGUUGCUUCUAGCUUAGAUACAAUGAUGGAGGAGAUGAGAAAUGAUCUGCUCAAAUAUGGUUGGUAUUGGGGUAAAUUAACACGCGCAGCUGCCCAGAAACGUCUUGCUAGACAAGAUAAUGGAACUUUCCUAGUCCGUGAUUCGCAGACGGAAAAGUAUCAGUUUACCGUGAGUUUUCGCAGUUCGGGAAUUACAUUACAUUGUCGAAUUGAUUACAAGAACAAAUAUUGGUCUUUUUCGGGUUUGACGACGCCCACCCAGUGUGAAACUAUGAUUGAUUUGAUUGAAGAUACUAUGAAAAAAUCUGAGUUUGGGAUUAUUGGUUUUGUAAAGCAAACAUCACCUCUGACUCCACCGUUUCCUGUGCGACUAACGAAACCAAUCAAUAGAUUUUAUGAAGUUUCCUCACUGCAACAUUUGUGCAGAUUUAUUAUCCGACAAAGAAUCGAUUCAAAAAAUAUUAUCUAUUUGCCACUGCCUAGUAAACUCAAAGAAUAUAUUGAUGAAAAUUUUCAUGAUAUAUAAAUAUAGUUUUUGCCUAAGAGACGUUAAAAGACUAAAUACCCUCUUGCAUUGCAUGGCAAAAACGCUUGACACAAUUAUGAAAAGGAUUGAUUGCGCAACUUCGUUAUGAAUGAUGAUUAGUUUUACUACUAAAAUAGCAAGGAAAUAGUUUAACUUAAUGAUUUAAUCAAACCCAUUAAGACUUUGAAUCUUAACCAAAAUUUGGUUUAUUAUAUAAUAAGAUCAGUCUUGUUAUAUUUGUUGUAUUUUUUC